Molecule: messenger RNA, 3804 nt
Organism: Apis florea (little honeybee)
Lineage: Eukaryota; Metazoa; Arthropoda; Insecta; Hymenoptera; Apidae
Gene: unk
Product: RING finger protein unk
Molecular function (GO): metal ion binding
Source: RefSeq, a predicted model, not a curated record
UUUUUGCUGCAUAAUUUAAGAAUAACAUGAAACAACUGAUAGAAUAUUAUUUAUAAUUAAUAUUUUUAUUAAUAAGAAGAUAAAAAAUCAAGAAGUAAUCGGUAUUUACAAAAGAUACCGUUACACGAUGCGGAAGUAGUUCCAGUGAGAACAUAGCAUAGAAUCGGAACUCGAUCGAAGUCGAGUGUCAGGAAUCGAUCGUUGAAUUUUUGAUGUCUUUCUCUUUUUCACAUAGAUAAACCAAAGAAUUAUAAUAAAUAAUUAAUCGAUAGAAAAAAGAAUCACUAAGAAAGAUUAUUGAUCAAUUUUUUAUAAUAAUACUCCAGCAUACAAAUGCAUGUUUACAUGCGAGCGAACCAAAACAUUAAUGACCUUGAAAGAGAAAUAAUCACGUGACUGUCAGAAAGCAUAAGGAUUGGAUAGUCGAGACGCAUAUAACGUGUAUUGCGCUGUGCGCGCCCUAUGUCCCGCAUUCCGUGUCCGAUAGAUGGUAGAGGUUUAGCGGGGGAAAAGGGGCAAAAGACAGACUACGCGACGGCUACAACGACGACGGCUACGACGACGAGGACGACAAGAAAGACGAGAGUGUGUCGCCGUUCGCCCGUACGUCCGUUGUGUGUGUGCGCGCGCGUUGCUCGGUUGUGUUGUCCAAGAUGAAGUCCGACUCUAAACCUUUGUUGACAGCUCAGGCGGAAAAGGCGAAUCAUUACACAUACUUGAAGGAAUUUCGCGUCGAACAAUGUCCCCUCUUUAUACAGCGCAAAUGCACACAGCACCGACCCUUCACGUGCUUCAACUGGCACUUUAUGAACCAGCGGAGGCGUAGACCGGUGAGAAAGAGGGACCGCACCUUCAACUAUAGCGCCGAUAAUUAUUGCACCAAGUACGACGAGACCACCGGCAUAUGUCCAGAUGGAGAUGAGUGUCCAUUCCUUCAUCGCACUGCUGGUGAUACAGAAAGGCGUUACCAUCUACGUUAUUAUAAAACUUGCAUGUGUGUUCAUGAUACAGACACACGUGGAUUCUGUGUCAAGAAUGGUCCUCAUUGUGCCUUUGCACAUGGCAAUCAUGAUCUUCGUCCCCCUGUUUAUGAUAUUAAAGAAAUACAGGCAUUGGAAAAUCCCGAUUCCGAUCCUAAUUCAUCAUCUAAUGGACCAAAUAUACUUGAUAAAGAACGGAAUUUGAUGAAUGAAGAUCCCAAAUGGCAAGAUACAAAUUAUGUACUAAGCAAUUAUAAAACAGAACCUUGCAAACGUCCACCUAGACUUUGCAGACAGGGUUAUGCUUGUCCACAAUAUCACAAUAGUAAAGAUAAAAGACGUAGUCCACGCAAGUAUAAAUACAGAUCAACACCAUGUCCUAAUGUGAAACAUGGAGAAGAAUGGGGUGAACCAGGCAAUUGUGAACAAGGAGAUGCUUGUACCUAUUGUCAUACACGAACGGAGCAACAAUUCCAUCCUGAAAUAUACAAAUCUACAAAAUGUAAUGACGUCCAGCAAGCUGGAUAUUGUCCACGCGGAGUCUUCUGUGCUUUUGCACAUGUUGACCGUGAGUGUACCCUCAUAAAUCUGUUGCCAACAGAAGAAAUGAGCCUGGCGAGGGACAUGGCAGUACCUAUAGAUUGUGGCACUAAUUUGGCAGAUAUCCUAAGUAAUGCGCUUCCACCUGAUAAGCGUACUCAUGAAAAAGAUAAACCACUUAGCGAUAGUAGUAAUGGAAGUGGCGAAGUAUCAGAAUCAGCAAGUACUAGCAGUGUUGGUAGCAAUAGUUCACAUAGUAAAGCUCCUGGUGCUCAACUUCAUAAUUCAAAUUCCAAUAAUACUGUAAACACUUCCAAUCAACAAAAGUUAACGAGUAUACUUUAUAAUCCCAAUUCUCUAUUGCAAGUUGGUGAAAUACGAAAACAAAUGGUUGCUAUAGAUAGUGAUCCUUUAUUAACAAAAGCAGAGAAAGCUCAACAGAAACAAAGCCUAUAUAUUGCUUAUAGUUUGAAUGGAACUUUAGGUAGUCAUUCGUUAGCAACUACUGUCUCACCACUUUCAAGUUCAUUUUAUCCAAAUGAUACUGUGGAAUCUGUAGUAGGAAGUGCAUUAGAUGAGUUACACUUAGAUGAUCCUCUAAAUUUAGUAGAAUCAAUUCAUAGGGAUACUAAUUCACCAAUUAGCAAUUCAAUAUCGGCAGGCCUAGCAAGUUCCGGAUUAUUAGGAAGCUCUGCACCAGUUAAUAUUCCUGGAAUGAAUGAACGUUCCGUUCUUACAAAUUUUUCGCCAUCCACAUCCAGUCCACUUCAACAUUUACAUUCAACUGGUUUUCUUACUGGAUCCAGAUUUUCUCAUCAGGAUUCAAUAGAAUCGACAAUACCAUUUAUGAAUCAAGUAUCAGAUCCAUUUAGCAAUCAUAUUUCACAACUUAGCAGUUCAGCUUCUAAACUUAGCGGAUUUAAUAGUAGCUUAUUUGAUUUUACAAAUCAAGGAAUGUCUCCAUCUCGUACUCAACCUCUCCCAGCAUCUCCAUUGGUUAAUGCAUUUUCCAUUAGUCCAAGUAACACAGGAUCUUUAUCUGAGGUACAAAGGCUUAGAGAAGAAUUGACAUCAAGUCGUGCCCAAUUAGCAACGUGGGAUGAGCGUAUUAAUCAAGCAAGAGCUGCUUGUGCUGCUUGGCAAUUGGAAAGUGAGGAAGCUAAAAGAAAAGCAAGUAUUGCUGAACAGCAAAGAGAUGAGGCCUUGUUGCAAGUAAAAGCAUUAAGGGUAGAAAAUGAAGCAUCUAGUGGUGGACCAUACCUUCAUACAUUGAGAAGAACAAGUGAGCUCAGAUCAUUAUCGAUAGCCGCAUUAAAAUCAAUUCAAUCACAGCUCCGUUCGGAUCUUGAAGAAGUAGAAAAGGUAGCUCAGUCGUUGCCGUUCCAGGUGCUGUACAGAGAAACGGCAACAAAGUGCAUGGUUUGCGAAGAACAAAAUCGCACUGUUACCCUCUCACCGUGUAAUCACUACGUGGUCUGCUCGACGUGCGCUCCAAAUCAACGAGAGUGCCCGUACUGCCAGACUCCGGUUGUUUCUACAAGUUAGGUCCGAAUAUUUUGUUAGAACGCCCGUUGUUAUAAUCUCUACUCUUUCUCAGUAACCAGGACAAAUAUUCUCAGAAUUGUAAUGUGAGUAGUACUAGAAUUUUUGGUACUUUAAAUGCGAUAUAUAAUAAUAUAUAAAAUAAAUAAUUACAAAAAUUGUAAUAAAUAAUUACAAGAUUUGUAUAAUCGCAAUAGAAAAAAGAAACAAGAGAAAAUACAAAUUUAUUCAAAUAUAUAAUUUGAUUAUCGCCAAAGUAAAUAUGGAUGUGAUAAGACUUCGUGUGCAUAGUCUCUAUUGUCAUACAUUUUUGUGUCAACAGUCAUGCUACUAUAUAACUGUUUAUAAAGAUUCAAAUAUCACAUCCUUUAUAUUAAGAACAUGUAUUAAUGAUCUUGAAAUGAGAAUUAUUUAUUAAUACGAAAUACAUCUAUUAGCAGGGUGCUAGCUGAAUAGUUAGCAUUUAAUAACAUAUAUACAGUUACACAAAUAUAAAAUUGAAGAAGAAAAAAAAACAAUAUAAUCAUAAAUAUGAUGGACAAAGUUUUGGGACCUUUAAAGUAUAUAUUUGUUUAAAAAUUAUAAUACAUACAUAAUUAAACGCAACAAAAGAUUAAUGUUCCACAUAAUAAUUGUGGGAUUAUUUUCCUCAAUUGUUGAGCUGUUAAACGUAUGUCACAAAUGAUGAUAUAUUUCUAUUAUAUUUAAAAAUAUAUAUUUAAAUAGGAUUUUUUAAUUGAUU